GAUGAUGACUUUUCAAUAAGUCUCGAGAGCUCGUCCGAUUCGCAUCGUUUGAAUCAGCGCCAGGUUUAAUUUCCCGUGUAGGGGGAAGGAUUAUAAGGAAACCUUUUGUGUUAUGGUGGAAAGAUUUUAAGUUGUUACUUUAGUAGUAUGCAAGGUUUUGUUUCCUUUUAGGUUUAUUUUCGAUUUCUUUUGAGUGAUUGAUUUGGGUUUGUGGAACCAUCGGUGAACUUUUUAGUAACAGUGUCUGUAAGUAAUCUACGUACCUCAUCGUAGACGGAUUGGGUUUCGACGUUGUAAGACAGAACAAAGAUUUUCCGAGUGGCAAAGUAUUGUCAAGUUCAGGGUAAGGCGUCAGAUGAAGAUUGAACCAGGACGGCAGUCGUAUUGUCUGCUUUGAAAGUCGGUCACAGUCGAGUGAACGUCUCUCGGACGACGUUCACCUUUUCCUACUUUAGCUCAAGCGUCGAACUUAAGAAAAUGGUGCUACUUCAAGUGUAAUUGAAUGUGAUUCCUAGAAUAAGAAUCCCCUUUAACCAGUUUUACGCAACUAGAUAAUCACUUCUGGGUAGCGUAUGUGCAGCAAAGUUAGCAUCAUUAGCCCAACAACCUAUCGAGCAGUGAACGGAAAAUUUCGCCAAAGAAAAGCCGCCUACCGGACUGCAUGUGGUUACAUAAAGAAGAAACUACUAGGUGGUACCCAGUGUAUACGCCAGCAGCGGUCAAUCGCAGUGAUGGUAGAAAUGGGACACCACAAUUAGCGGAAGCAGGUCACCGAUCGAUCACAGCAACUGUCCUAUACAUUGGUCGUGGAGGUUGAACACGGAAGAAGAAUCCUUCCGACCGUCAUCAUCCAGUGUACGAAGAGCGCGUGUGUUUGUUUGUGUGUGUCACUCACGGACAAGGACAACAUUAAAUCUUGGCUCGUGGUGAAUCACCUUCAUCAUCGUUCCCAGUGUUUUUCCGUGAACCGGUCGUGGAUGAAAAUAGAAAACCCUACACGGAAUCGAGUCGAGAAAAUUUUGCCAAUAUAAAGAAAGAAACAGCGGGCGGGCACACGUCAGAUGAAUGGUUUUUAACAUAUCGCUACACCUAGCUCUGAAAAGGAGCGCUGUAUCGGGAGCGCAAAUAUCAAUAUACACGUAAAACAGCUGAGCGGAGCAAACUGGUAGGGUGUAUUGACCUCGCCCAAGUCCGCAAUUGUCGAUGCACGACAAUAAUUGAACGAGACUACGACGCAAAGGCUAUAAUUAUAGGCUGUUAAAGUUAAACAUCAGUGAGAAAGAACAUAAACAGUGUACACACCUGCGAACCAGUCGAACAGAAGCGGUCAAUUCCAAUCAGUGCCGAUCAUCAAUCGAUAGUCUCCGAGGGUGCUUCUAUGCUGCUGCUUUAGUACUAGAGGGACAGUUUCCUCCAUCCAUCUUAUCCGCAACAACGACGCUCGUUUGCCUGUCUAGCUCGAACAAAGCAUCCACACCAAAGCGUUGGAUCCCUGUACGAUUUGUCAUGAUAAUCAGCCAUCCGGCUGACUAGUGUUUCGAAAUCACAAGCUGUCCACGUAGGUGGCAGCACCGUCGAAAAAAAACCUUGUCUGGCGCCAUGUUUUGAUUUGCACACUCAACAAAGCUAAAUAGCUCCCAGAAGUCGGUGAAACACAUAUGAACUGCCGAGUGAGGCAUUCAAGACCGGCACUCGCGGAACAUCCUCGGAAGCUGCACCUGUGCAGCUGUUAGCUCCUGCGGUGAAACGGCGCAAUUCCUCUGCCUGAUCCGAGUGGCUUGACCUUCCGAAUCUACCAUGGGCGAAGAAAGCAUCGAGUGUAACGAGGGCAAGCUGAUUGCCAAAAACGGCGAGUACAGCCCGGUCAAACAGACCUCGACCUCGACGCUGCAGGAAGAGAGCAGCAGCAGUGGGAUGACGGCCGAUCAGCAGCUGAUCAGGAACGAUAGCCAGCGGAAGAUGGUUAAAAUCCAAUGUGACAAGGUGACCGACAGCAGCCCGAGACCGUCACCGGCACGAUUGAACCACAACGGAACCGCCAGCAAUGGAAAGGAACUGGCCGCACAAACCAUGGUCAACGGUAAAGUCGCGUUGGGCGAUGCGAAAGGAAAGGAGGCCAAAGACAAUCCCCCCUCGAAGCAGGAGGACGAAGAAGGCGACGACGAGUACGAGCUGGUGCCUCCGGACGGUGGCUGGGGCUGGUUGGUGCUGGCCGGUUCCAUGUUAGUUAACAUCCUAGUACCUGGUACGAUCAAGAGUUUUGGCGUCCUGUUUGUGGAGUUUCUAGAAGCAUUCCAGGCGACACCGUCGGCCGCUGCGUGGAUUCCGGCGUUGUGCUACUUUCUGUACAGUUCGCUGGGACCGCUGUCUAGUAUCCUAUCGGUGAAGUACAGCUACCGGACUGUAACGAUCAUUGGAGGAACCUUUGCGGCGGCUGGGAUGAUCAUCACGUACUGGGCGACCUCUGUGAACUUUCUGUACGUGAGCUACGGUGUGUUGGUGGGGACUGGAGCUGGUCUUGCGUUUCCACCUACGGUGUAUAUAGUUACGUCUUAUUUUGUAAAACUGCGUGGUUUGGCCAAUGGGCUGUGUAUAUCUGGAAGUGCACUUGGAUCGAUUAUUUUACCCCCGGUGUUGAGGUAUUUGCUGGUCAAUUUUGGAUAUCGGGGAGCGUGUAUGAUCAUGGGUGGUAUAACAUUAAAUGUAUGGGUGGCUGCUAUUUUUUAUCAGCCAGUAGAGCAACACAUGAAAAGGGUAAAGAAGGUAAAGGAAACUGCUCAACUAAUGGAAGAUGACACGAUUUUGGAAGAGUCGGAAACGAAUGAAGAUCUAGCAGUUAUCCAAGAAAUCGAUAGACCUGCAAUCAAACCUAAGUUUAUGAUUACGGGAGAUGAUACCCCGGCGGAAACACCGACGAUGGAGCACAAAUCACCGGAUGUCUUCAAUUACAAUCCGAAGAACGGUCUAAUAGACAGCUUCGCUAGGAGUGUUUCGGCUGCAGCAGUUCCCAUGUCUUAUCAAAAGGAUGAAUUCAGUAGCCGUACCAGGAAGAUCAGUACUCCAAUUCGACAUGAACAUCGUAAUCUCACUUUCACGAGCCAACUGAGCGAAACGCAAGGCUCCCAUCUUCGAUUGUCGAGGCUGAACUCUAUGCGAAAUAUCCAGCGAGGAGGACCCAAGCGGUCUCCAUCAACUAGCAGUUUCCAAUACAUCAGCACACCCUAUCAUGGAAGCACCUUGUCGACUCAUCAACCAAGAGAAUUCGCUUCUCAUCUGUCUCUCAGAUCGAUCGCGGAUAGUUUUAAACCAUCCUCCAAGCAACCUGGUGACAAAUCACAGGACGAUUCCAAUCGGUCUAAAUUCUUCGAUCUUACCCUGCUCAAGGACCCAACAUAUCUGGUUAUUCUGAUUUCCAAUUCAACCAACGCUAUCGGGUAUACGAAUUUCAUCAUCCUGCUACCUGCUUACGCAAUCACGCUCGGCUUCGACAAAAGUCUGGCCGCCUAUCUGUUGUCAAUUGUCUCUACCUUAGAUCUGGUGGGCCGUAUUGGAGGCUCAGCUCUUUCGGACACCAAUCUUAUACCGAAAACGUGGUAUUUCGUUGGUGGACUGUCGAUUUCGGGACUCGCACUGGCCAUGCUACCCCUGGCCACCUCCUACACCAUGGUCAGUGUGUUCUGUGCACUCUUUGGACUGGCAUCGGGAACGUACGUUGGCAUUACCGCUGUCAUCAUGGCCGAUAUGCUCGGUACCGAACGACUGACCUCUUCCUACGGGAUCAGCCUGUUUGUGAACGGCAUCCUGCAGCUCGUGGGGCCGCCCAUUUGUGGAGUCAUUUUCGAAUCCAUUGGCCGAUAUCAGCCGCUGUUCACGGCGCUCGGAUUUACGCUUCUCGGUGGCUCCGCCUUGUGGGGAUUCAUGCCGAUCAUUCGAAGAAACAAAAAACGGCGUGCAGCGCAACUUGCCGCAGAAAAGGAAGAACUUGGAAAGGGACUGAUUGCUUAGAGGACCAAAUAACAAUUCUACAGCCCUUAACAUGCUAGGGAAAUUGCAAUUGUGGAUUAUCAGUUUUAUUUGAGAUCGCAAGAACUAGAAGAAUAAGUUUACAGUUGAAUGACGACAAACUUUCAGAAGAUGAGUAAUCGGUACUUAUCAAAAGAAAAUGAUUUUUUUUUAUCCCAAGUGACUCAAGAAAAGAAUACACUUCUCAAAAAUAAAAGAUUCGUUCUGAUGUUUUAUGCGUUGUCAUCAUCGUGAAAUUGGAUUGUCUUUACUUAACGAAGGAAUCUUGAUCCAAUUUAAAACAACCCAAAACUACAGCCAAUUUUGUCAAUAUAAUUGAAAGAUUAAUGUUUACUUUGUUCAAUCUCCCAUUUUCCCACUAAAUUAAGUAUAAAACAGUAACUUUGCAUAAAAAUAUCGAGCGGAUAGCCCAGAAAGCUCCACAAUUCCCGGGCUGAAUCGGCUUAGUGAUAUGACAAUUCUAUUAAAUAACUUCUCUAUAUACAAAUUUAAGAAACAAUUUAGGUUAACAAAGGCGCGAAGAGAGUAAAUAGUAUGGUUAGUAGCUAAGCAAAUAAUUACCUAUAGAUAAAAGUUAAAUUAACAAUAAUAGGACCCGGUAUAACGAUUACAGGCGUAAGGGUCUGGAAGCGGUAUUUAUUUACAAAAAGUUUACUAAUAACCAAAAUGAGAAAUCCAAAUCACCUACUUACACAUAAAAGUGAUUUCGGGUGGAGAAGCUCUCGUGUACAUAAUGGGGCUUAUUCUGCGACGCGAGUGACGUGACUCACGAAAUUUCACUUCUUCGUCCUGACUCCAGAAAAUGCUUCAGCAAAAAAAAAUUGUGUAUCAAUGAGUUCUGAAGACCAAUAUCAGCUCGUCCGAACGAAAAUUUCGAGACUAGAGAGGCUAUUUAAGCCAGCAAAACGAUAUGAAAUUUCGUGAGUCACGUCACUCGCGUCGCAGAAUAAGCCCCAAUGAGGCUUAUUCUGAGAGUCACGUAACGUUAAUCGCAAAAUUUCAGUUUGACUUCCUGGUCCUAGAAAAUGCUUACUCAUAGAAAAGUAAGUUAGGGUAAGCUAUUCCAAAGGUAUUACUGGAGUUAGCAUUACGAGCUUCAAUUUGGCAAGUCACGUUACGUGACUCCCAGAAAAAGUCCCAAUUUUUUUCUUUUCCUACCAGCGUAGUAAAGUACGAAGUUUAAGGACUAUCUAACUGUAGUAGAAUAAAGUGAAUAAACGAAACAAUGUGAGUAUUAUAUUUUUAGCUAUUUACAACUAAACGGCAGUGAACGGAACGAGAUCUGUAGCGAGAAAAUGUCCAGUAUAUUUGGUCCAGUGUAGGAUAGAUUUGCUUUUGCUUACCAGGCGCUGGGUGUGUGUGUGUGUCUGUGUGAAUUUAGUGUGAUAAAAUCAUUAUAGGAAAUAAACUUUACUGCUAAAUACGUGGAAUGAGCGAAGAAUACAGCCUAAAAAUACAAAGGCUCGAGCUGUUCAAAAUAAUCUUCUUUACAACUAAGCUGAAAUUAGAUGAUUUCUUUAAAAAUGAAGAGAUGAAAGCCUAAGAAGUGGACAUGUAAAAUAAUCAAUUUUGUCACUGUAGUGUUUAAAACUUUCAAGUGCUGAGUAAGGGUAUUUAAAAUAAAUGAAAUUAUAGCAAUGAUUCAA
This is a messenger RNA of Uranotaenia lowii, 5669 nucleotides long. RefSeq names its product monocarboxylate transporter 12 (gene hrm). Gene Ontology annotation, biological process: monocarboxylic acid transport; transmembrane transport. Bases 1798 to 4005 code for a protein of 735 amino acids. Gene Ontology annotation, molecular function: monocarboxylic acid transmembrane transporter activity. NCBI's taxonomy places the organism in Eukaryota, Metazoa, Arthropoda, Insecta, Diptera, Culicidae. The transcript is spliced from 3 exons. The record is from RefSeq and is a predicted model, not a curated record.